Messenger RNA from Nerophis lumbriciformis (worm pipefish), 2221 nucleotides. RefSeq names its product Yip1 domain family, member 1 (gene yipf1). The record is from RefSeq and is a predicted model, not a curated record. NCBI's taxonomy places the organism in Eukaryota, Metazoa, Chordata, Actinopteri, Syngnathiformes, Syngnathidae. Gene Ontology annotation, biological process: vesicle-mediated transport. Gene Ontology annotation, cellular component: membrane; Golgi apparatus. Gene Ontology annotation, molecular function: small GTPase binding.
CCGGUUCUCCUCGGCGGCUGUAAAGAGUCUGUCCCCGAUCUGCUCGGGGAAGCCCACCAGGGAGUCGACGUGGUGGACGUUGUCCGCCACGAAGAGGAGGACGAUGUCGAAGAGCGACUUGGUGCUGUACCUCAGGCUGCCCUCCGCGUUGUAGAUCGAUCUGGACUGUACACAAUCGUGUAAAUGGCAGCAAACGACCCAUUUCAGUUCCAAGAAUUUGAAGAGAGCAAUCUGCUAGCAGCUGACAAAGAUUCAACCUCUAUCAGCAUUGAGGACGAUUUCAUCAACUCUGACACGUCGAGGAAGACCCCCAGUCUCGCUCCUGAUGACGACCCGCUUGCAAGUGAUGACAAAUCAGAGCUUCUCUCCGGGCAGAAGAAAAGUGUCCCUUUCUGGACGUUUGAUUACUACCAAAUGCUUUUCAACGUGGACACACGUCAUGUAAAGGAGAGGAUAAUUGGUUCCAUUCUGCCAUGGCCCGGAAAGAACUUCAUUCAAGUCUACCUUCGUCGAAACCCUGAUCUCUAUGGGCCAUUCUGGAUCUGCACGACUCUUGUGUUUGCCAUCGCCAUCAGUGGAAACAUAUCUACCUUCCUGGUUAACUUAGGCAAACCAGAAUACAAGUACAGCCCUGAGUUUGGAAAAGUGACCAUAGCUGCCACGGCCAUCUUCAGCUAUGCUUGGCUGGUGCCGCUUGCUGUUUGGGGUUUCCUGCUUUGGAGAAGCAACAAGAUUAUGAACUUGGUGUCAUAUUCCUUUAUGGAGAUUGUCUGUGUGUACGGAUACUCCCUGUUCAUCUACAUUCCUGCAGUGGUUCUGUGGAUAUUCCCGUUCGAGUGGCUGAGGUGGCUCUCCAUCCUGGUGGCCCUCUUCCUGUCCGGUUCUGUCCUGGUCAUCACCUUCUGGCCAGCGGUGCGCGACGACCAGCCCAAGAUCAUCGCGGCGGUCAUGUCGGCCAUCGUGGUGCUCAACGUCCUGCUCGCCGUCGGAUGCAAGGCCUAUUUUUUCAGCAAAGCAGCGCCGGUGUUAAUACCUGAUAAGUUAGCAGCGACAGCAGGGAUCCAUGCACAUGCCACAACAUGAGAAGCUGCCAUUGUUUGAAGGUUCUCCUGUUGCCUUACUACAGAGAAUCGGGUUGCUGUGGUGAUGAAGUCACAGGCUGUCUGGAUUUCACCUGCACUCGCACUUACUAACUAGCCCAAGACCUGAAAGCCUGGCUUCAAUUCUUGGUUACAUGGCUGACAAUGAACACUGGUACCAAGUAUGUUGUUUCUACCGGGGUGGCUUCUGACCUUACAUAAAGACAAUCAGCCAAAAUAACUCGUCUUUUGGAGGCAUCUAUUUAUUUAAUGUUAUGGUCAUGGGAUACCACAUAAUCUUCUGUACUGAUGAAUGUAUUUAAAUUUCUUUAAUAUAAUUAUUAACACUGUCAACAAAUACCAUAAGUACAAAGGAGUAUCAGGGCCACACCUUUAAAAGCAAUAUUCAUUUAAUUAGGAAAAAGUUGUGAUUUAAGAGCAAGUCAUAAUGUCAUCCCUCCAAAACCCCAACAUUUUACAAAUAAAAUGAAUAAUUAUACAACAAUAAAGCUGUAAAAUUGUUUGUUCAAUUCUACAAGCAUGAUCUAAUGAGUUGUAUAAAUUAGAAUCCAUGCCUUAUUUGCCAUUUUUGGCAUGAACUCAAAGGUUAAAAAUGAUUUUCAAGGUACAUUUUUUUUUUCAAGGUAAAAAAUUUUUUUUCAAGGUAAAAAAUUAUUUUCAAGGUAAAAAAAUGAUUUUCAAUGUAAAAAAAAAUUUUCAAGGUAAAAAAUGAUUUUCAGGGUAAAAAAUGAUUUUCAAGGUUAAAAAAAAAAUUUUAAGGUAUCAUUUUUUUUUCAAUGUAAAAAAUGAUUUUCAAGGUAAAAAAUGAUUUUCAAGGUAAAAAAAAUGAUUUUCAAGGUAGAAUUUUUUUUUCAAGGUUAAAAAUGAUUUUCAAGGUAAAAAAUGAUUUUCAAGGUAAAAAAUGUUUUCAAGGUAAAAAAUGAUUUUCAAGGUGAGAAAAUCAAAAAAUUAUUUUCAAGGUAAAAAAAAAUUUUCAAGGUAAAUUUUUUUUUUCAAGGUUAAAAAUGAUUUUCAAGGUAAAAAAUGAUUUUCAAGGCAAACAAUUAUUUUCAAGGUAAAAAAAAAUUUUCAAGGUAAAUUUUUUUUUUCAAGGUUAAAAAUGAUUUUCAAGGUAAAAAAUG